CUUAAGAUAGUUAGUAGUACUGCCCAGCGUUGUGCCUGUACACUACCCAUUUCAAUUAUCAAGAGUGUUAUCAGAUAAACUGCAGCCAUGUCAUCAGAUGCUGAGAUGGCAGCCUUCGGGCCAGCUGCCCCUUAUCUCCGAAAGUCAGAAAAGGAGAGGAUUGAGGCUCAGAAUAAGCCAUUCGAUGCCAAAAACUCAGUCUUUGUAGUGGAUCCUAAGCAGUCCUUUGUGAAAGGCACUGUUCAAAGCAGGGAAACGGGGAAGGUCACAGUCAAAAAGGAAGGUGGAGAUACUGUGACAGUUAAGGAUGACCAAGUCUUUCCUAUGAACCCUCCCAAAUUUGAUAAGAUUGAAGACAUGGCCAUGAUGACCCAUCUCCAUGAACCUGCUGUCCUGUAUAACCUCAAAGAGCGUUAUGCAGCCUGGAUGAUCUAUACCUAUUCAGGACUCUUCUGUGUCACCGUCAACCCCUACAAGUGGUUGCCAGUGUACAACCCAGAAGUUGUUAAUGCCUACAGGGGCAAAAAGCGUCAAGAGGCCCCUCCCCACAUCUUCUCCAUCUCUGACAACGCGUAUCAGUUCAUGCUAACUGAUCGUGAGAAUCAGUCCAUCCUGAUCACUGGAGAAUCUGGUGCUGGAAAGACUGUGAACACGAAACGUGUCAUUCAGUAUUUUGCAACAAUUGCUGCAGCUUCCGAUAAGAAGAAAGAAGAACCACAGCAAACUGGCAAACUAAAGGGCACCCUUGAGGAUCAAAUCAUCAGUGCCAACCCCUUGCUGGAGGCCUUUGGGAAUGCCAAGACUGUGAGGAAUGACAACUCUUCACGUUUUGGUAAAUUCAUCAGAAUCCAUUUUGGUGCUACUGGCAAACUUGCUUCUGCUGACAUUGAGACAUAUCUGCUAGAAAAGUCCAGAGUCACUUUCCAGCUAAAAGCUGAAAGAAGCUACCACAUCUUUUAUCAGAUCAUGUCUAACAAGAAGCCAGAACUGAUUGAGAUGCUCCUGAUCACCACCAACCCCUACGACUAUCACUUUGUGAGUCAGGGUGAGAUCAGUGUUGCCAGCAUUAAUGAUCAGGAAGAGCUGAUGGCAACUGAUGAAGCCAUUGAAAUCCUGGGCUUUACUCCUGAAGAAAGAACAGCCAUUUACAAGCUGACAGGGGCUGUCAUGCAUUAUGGGAACAUGAAGUUCAAGCAGAAACAGCGUGAGGAGCAGGCUGAGCCAGACGGCACAGAAGUUGCUGACAAGGCUGCCUACCUCAUGAACCUCAAUUCAGCAGAUCUCCUGAAAGCUCUGUGCUUUCCUCGUGUCAAAGUCGGCAAUGAGUAUGUCACCAAAGGUCAAACUGUCCAACAGGUGUACAAUAAUGUGGGUGCUCUUGCAAAAGCGGUUUAUGAAAAGAUGUUCUUGUGGAUGGUGGUUCGUAUUAACCAGCAGCUGGAUACUAAGCAGUCCAGACAAUAUUUCAUUGGUGUCCUGGACAUCGCUGGCUUUGAAAUUUUCGAUUACAACAGCUUAGAGCAGCUCUGUAUCAACUUCACCAACGAAAAACUGCAACAGUUUUUCAACCACCACAUGUUUGUGCUGGAACAAGAGGAGUACAAGAAAGAAGGAAUUGAAUGGGAGUUCAUUGACUUUGGAAUGGACUUGGCUGCCUGCAUUGAACUGAUUGAGAAGCCCAUGGGCAUUUUCUCCAUCCUGGAAGAAGAGUGCAUGUUCCCCAAGGCAACAGACACUUCUUUCAAGAACAAGCUCUAUGAUCAACAUAUUGGCAAAUCUCCUAAUUUCCAGAAGCCCAAACCUGUCAAAGGCAAGGCUGAGGCUCACUUCGCUCUGGUGCAUUAUGCUGGCACUGUGGACUAUAACAUCACUGGCUGGCUGGAGAAGAACAAGGACCCCCUGAAUGAUACAGUGGUGGGGCUUUACCAGAAGUCUUCUAUGAAGACUUUGGCCGUACUGUUUGCCGAUCGCCCUGCGGAUGCUGAGGGCGGCGGCAAGAAAGCUGCAAAGAAGAAGGGUUCCUCCUUCCAGACUGUCUCUGCUCUUUUCAGGGAGAACCUAAACAAAUUGAUGACCAAUCUGAGAAGCACUCACCCGCAUUUUGUGCGCUGCAUUAUUCCCAAUGAAACCAAAACACCAGGUGCAAUGGAUCACGAGCUUGUGCUGCACCAGCUGAGGUGUAAUGGAGUGUUGGAAGGCAUCCGUAUUUGCAGAAAAGGAUUCCCCAGCAGAAUCAUUUAUGGUGAUUUCAAACAGAGGUACAAGGUUUUAAAUGCCAGUGCCAUCCCAGAGGGACAGUUCAUUGACAGCAAGAAAGCUAGUGAGAAGCUUCUUGCAUCCAUUGAUAUUGACCACACCCAGUAUAAAUUUGGACAUACUAAGGUGUUUUUCAAAGCUGGUCUUUUGGGUCUUCUAGAAGAGAUGAGAGAUGACAAGUUGGCUCAGCUGAUAACACGUACACAGGCUAUGUGUCGUGGGUUCUUAGCAAGAGUAGAAUACCAGAAAAUGUUGGAAAGAAGAGAAGCCAUCUUUAGUAUUCAAUACAACAUCCGUUCCUUCAUGAAUGUCAAGCAUUGGCCAUGGAUGAAGUUGUACUUUAAGAUAAAGCCUUUGUUGAAGAGCGCUGAGGCAGAGAAAGAGAUGGCCAAUAUGAAAGAAGAGUUUGCAAAAACAAAGGAGGAACUUGCAAAGUCAGAGGCCAAGCGGAAACAGCUGGAAGAAAAACUGGUGUCUCUGAUGCAAGAGAAGAAUGAUCUGCAGCUCCAAGUCCAGUCUGAAUCUGAUGCUGUGUCAGAUGCUGAGGAGAGAUGCGACCAGCUGAUCAAAACCAAGAUCCAGCUGGAAGCUAAAAUUAAGGAGCUGACUGAACGGGCAGAAGAUGAAGAGGAAAUGAACGCUGAGCUGACAGCCAAAAAGAGGAAACUGGAGGAUGAGUGCUCAGAACUGAAGAAAGACAUUGAUGACCUUGAGUUGACCCUGGCCAAGGUUGAAAAGGAGAAGCAUGCCACAGAAAACAAGGUCAAAAACCUCACAGAAGAGAUGGCCGUCUUGGAUGAGAACAUUGCCAAACUGACCAAGGAAAAGAAAGCCCUUCAAGAGGCCCAUCAGCAGACCUUGGACGACUUGCAGGCAGAGGAAGACAAAGUGAAUACUCUGACCAAAGCAAAGACCAAGCUGGAGCAGCAAGUGGAUGAUCUUGAAGGGUCUUUGGAACAAGAGAAGAAGAUCAGGAUGGAUCUAGAAAGAGCCAAGAGGAAGCUGGAAGGAGAUUUGAAACUGUCCCAGGAAUCCCUAAUGGAUCUAGAAAAUGAUAAGCAGCAGCUGGAUGAGAAGCUUAAGAAGAAAGAUUUUGAGAUCAGCCAGCUCCAAAGCAAAAUUGAAGAUGAGCAGGCCUUGGGUGCCCAGCUUCAGAAGAAGAUCAAAGAGUUGCAGGCUCGUAUAGAGGAACUGGAGGAAGAGAUUGAGGCAGAGCGUGCAUCUCGGGCCAAAGCAGAGAAGCAGCGGGCUGACCUCUCCAGGGAACUGGAGGAAAUCAGUGAGCGUCUGGAGGAAGCUGGUGGGGCAACAGCGGCUCAGAUUGAGAUGAACAAAAAACGUGAGGCUGAAUUCCAGAAAUUGCGUCGGGACCUUGAAGAGGCCACUCUGCAGCAUGAAGCCACUGUAGCUGCCCUCCGCAAGAAGCAUGCAGAUAGUGCAUCUGAACUUGCAGAACAGAUUGAUAACCUUCAGCGAGUGAAACAGAAGCUGGAGAAAGAGAAGAGUGAGCUGAAGAUGGAGAUUGAUGACCUUGCUAGCAACAUGGAGUCUGUCUCCAAAUCAAAGGCCAAUCUUGAAAAAAUGUGCCGCACCCUGGAAGACCAGCUUAGUGAGUUUAAAACAAAGGACGAAGAGCAUCAGCGUACGAUUAAUGACCUGAAUGCUCAAAGAGGUCGCCUACAGACUGAAGCAGGUGAAUACUCACGACAGGUAGAUGAGAAAGACAGUUUGAUCUCCCAGCUCUCCAGAGGCAAGCAAGCUUUUACUCAACAAGUUGAAGAACUGAAGAGACAACUUGAGGAAGAGAUAAAGGCCAAGAAUGCCCUGGCCCACGCCUUGCAGUCUUCUCGCCAUGACUGUGACCUCCUUCGAGAACAAUAUGAGGAAGAGCAGGAAGCCAAGGCUGAGCUGCAACGUGCCAUGUCCAAGGCCAACAGUGAAGUGGCCCAGUGGAGAACCAAGUAUGAGACGGAUGCCAUUCAAAGGACUGAAGAACUGGAAGAGGCCAAGAAAAAGCUUGCCCAGCGUCUCCAGGAAGCUGAAGAACAUGUUGAAGCUGUGAAUUCCAAAUGUGCUUCUCUUGAGAAGACAAAACAGAGGUUGCAGAAUGAAGUGGAGGACCUGAUGAUUGAUGUGGAAAGGUCCAAUGCAGCCUGCGCAGCUCUAGACAAGAAGCAGAAGAACUUUGAUAAGAUUCUGGCUGACUGGAAGCAAAAAUAUGAGGAAACUCAGUCUGAACUGGAAGCUGCCCAGAAGGAGUCUCGCUCUCUCAGCACAGAGCUCUUUAAGAUGAAGAAUGCUUAUGAGGAAUCAUUGGACCACCUGGAAACUCUGAAGCGAGAGAACAAGAAUCUCCAACAGGAGAUUGCUGACCUGACGGAGCAGGUUGCUGAAGGAGGAAAAGCUAUCCAUGAACUGGAAAAAGUGAAGAAGCAGAUUGAACAAGAGAAAAUUGAUCUCCAGACUGCUCUAGAGGAAGCUGAGGCCUCACUAGAACAUGAGGAAGGGAAGAUCCUCCGCAUCCAGCUAGAGCUCACCCAGGUGAAGGCUGAGAUUGACAGAAGAAUUGCAGAGAAGGAUGAAGAGAUUGAUCAGCUGAAGAGGAAUCACUUGAGGGUGGUAGAAACCAUGCAGAGCACACUGGAUGCUGAGAUCAGGAGCAGAAAUGAGGCUAUGCGGCUCAAGAAGAAGAUGGAGGGGGAUCUGAAUGAAAUGGAAAUCCAGCUGAGCCAUGCCAACCGCCAAGCUGCUGAGGCCAUGAAGAACCUCAGGAACACACAAGGACUGUUAAAAGACACACAACUACAUUUGGAUGAUGCCCUCCGUGGUCAAGAAGAUCUAAAAGAGCAGUUGGCCAUGGUGGAGCGCAGGGCUAACCUGAUGCAAGCUGAGAUAGAGGAACUCCGGGCAGCUCUGGAACAGACAGAGAGGGGCAGGAAAGUGGCUGAACAGGAACUGCUGGAUGCCAGCGAGCGUGUGCAGCUCCUCCACACACAGAAUACCAGCUUGAUCAACACCAAGAAGAAGUUGGAAACAGAUAUAGCCCAAAUCCAAAGUGAAAUGGAGGAGAUAGUUCAGGAAGCGCGCAAUGCAGAAGAAAAGGCCAAGAAGGCCAUCACUGAUGCAGCCAUGAUGGCAGAGGAAUUAAAGAAGGAACAAGACACCAGUGCUCACCUAGAGAGGAUGAAGAAGAAUCUGGACCAGACUGUGAAGGACUUGCAACACCGUCUUGAUGAAGCAGAGCAGCUGGCAUUGAAAGGAGGGAAGAAACAGAUCCAGAAACUGGAGGCCAGGGUUCGUGAGCUGGAAUCUGAGUGUGAGAAUGAGCAAAAGCGGAGUGCUGAAGCUAUCAAAGGUGUGCGGAAGUAUGAGAGAAGAGUAAAGGAAAUGACCUAUCAGGCUGAGGAAGAUCGAAAGAAUAUUCUGAGGCUCCAGGAUCUGGUGGAUAAACUACAACUCAAAGUAAAAGCAUACAAGCGACAAUCUGAGGAGGCUGAGGAACUGUCCAAUACAAAUCUUUCCAAGUUCCGCAAGAUUCAGCAUGAGCUGGAAGAGGCCGAAGAGCGGGCCGACAUUGCUGAGUCCCAAGUGAACAAGCUCCGGGCGAAGACCCGAGAAGUGCAUAAGAAGGUUAUUGUGAGUGAAGAAUAAGGUCCUCAAGAAGCUGCAAAGUGACUCAAGAGAAGCGCAAAAUGUGAAGCUCUUGGUCACUUCUUGUAACUACUGUCCAUUUUUCUUUAGUGUUUAGAAAAUAAAGACUACAGAGAACGUUG
Pogona vitticeps (central bearded dragon) is the source of this 6029-nucleotide messenger RNA. Its product is annotated as myosin-4. Gene Ontology annotation, molecular function: actin filament binding; ATP binding; microfilament motor activity. Gene Ontology annotation, cellular component: myosin II complex; cytoplasm; myosin filament. Lineage: Eukaryota; Metazoa; Chordata; Lepidosauria; Squamata; Agamidae. The record is from RefSeq and is a predicted model, not a curated record. Gene Ontology annotation, biological process: muscle contraction.